AUGCACUUCUCUACUCACGUUGUGACCGCCUUGGCCAUCGCGGCUGGCACUGCUAGCGCCACUGAUCUUCAGCGGAGGGGAGACUCUAUCACGACGACCAUCUGUCAAACCAGUGUGAUCCCCAUCCCUCAUGCUACCUCCCCUAGUGGUGGUCACCCCGAGGCCCCUGUUGUUCAGCCUGCCCCGACUGGCCACCCUGAGGCGCCUGCCGGCAAGCCGGAAACUCCUCACCAAGGCAAGCCAGAGGCUCCUGUCGGUCAACCUGAGGCUCCCGCUGGACACCCCAGUGCACCUGCUGGACAGCCCGAGACCCCUGCUGGUCAACCUGAGGCACCUGCUGGACAGCCCGAAGCCCCCGCUGGACAUCCUAGUGCACCUGCUGGACAGCCCGAAACUCCUUCCGGUCAACCCGAGGCUCCUGCCGGACAGCCUGAGGCCCCCGCUGGACAACCUGAAUCCCCUGCCGGUCACCCUGAGGCCCCCGCUGGAAAGCCCGAGGCCCCUGCGGGCCAGCCUUCGAUCCACCCUAUUGCACCCGUGAACCCGCCCAGCAGCAAGCCCGAGGGAAACCCCGGCUCCCCGGCCAACUCGAGCGCCCCUGGCUCCAAGCCCAGCGCCCCCCUCAUCCACCCCAGCCCUCAGCCCAGCCCCGCUAUCUCUCAGGCGCCGCAUGCCACUCCCAGCAUCUCCGUGCCGAAGUACCACAACUCCACCACCCCCAAGCACCACAACUCGACGACUCCCAAGUCCACCUCGACCGGCGGCCAUGGCGGCAACGGCGGUAGCAACGGCGGUAACGAAGGCGAGGUGCCCAAGCCCACCUCGACCGGCUUCACUCCUGCCAACCCCGGCUCUAAGAUCAUCGUUCCCGGCCUUGCGGUUGCGGGCUGCGUCGCUCUGGGUCUGCUUCUCGUGGCUUAA
Molecule: messenger RNA, 921 nt
Organism: Aspergillus affinis
Lineage: Eukaryota; Fungi; Ascomycota; Eurotiomycetes; Eurotiales; Aspergillaceae
Exons: 2
Coding region: 1-921 (306 amino acids)
Source: RefSeq, a predicted model, not a curated record